Messenger RNA from Hevea brasiliensis (rubber tree), 468 nucleotides. RefSeq lists its product as uncharacterized. Lineage: Eukaryota; Viridiplantae; Streptophyta; Magnoliopsida; Malpighiales; Euphorbiaceae. The record is from RefSeq and is a predicted model, not a curated record. The coding region runs from base 1 to 468 and encodes 155 amino acids. The transcript has a single exon.
AUGGGGAAUUGCUUAGUCCUGCAGGAAAAGCUUAUCAAGGUCAUGAAACCAGAUGGGAAGAUCCUUGAAUAUAAAGCACCGAUCAGAGUUCAGCAAGUUCUAUCAGAUUUUUCUGGUCAUGCAAUAUCUGAUUCACUUCAGGCUUUUCAGCAUCUCCUGCCAGAUACCAAAUUGCUUGGUGGUAACUUGUACUAUCUUGUACCUCUUCCUUUGCCAUCCCCAAAAGCUAAGAAGAAAGUAAGAUUUUCAAUUCCAGAAGAUGAAGAUAAGAAAGAAAACAGAGUAGUAAGAAUCAAGUUGGUCAUCAGUAAGCAAGAACUGCAAGAAAUGCUACAGACGGAAGGAGUUUCAGUUGAUUCUAUGAUUUCUCAGCUUCAGGAUCAACAGAGAGUAGAAACAGUCGAUACAUCAGAAGAUAAAGGUUACCGGAAGCCUGUAUUGGAAAGCAUACCUGAAAUAGACCAGUAA